AACUAAACUGAACACUUAUUAGUAUCAAUAAAAAUAAUUUCUUCCCUUAAAUAAAUGCUGAGUGCAUGACUGUUGUCUCUUCACCUGCUCUAAUCUCACUCUUUGAAGAUGGAGCAAGCAUCAGCCUCCAGUGGCAUCAACCAGUCCACUACCUCCUCCUCCUCUUCCUCUCAAAAGGCUGAACAACGCAAAUUACAUUCAGUUGAAAAGGGUACAUCAUCUGAAGGGCCUAGCGGAGUGUCAUCAAAGCUCACCCUUCAAGUACCUUCUAGGAAUCUGAGCCAUGAUUAUUCUAAAGGAAGUUCAUCUAUUGGAGGUGGAGCUCUUGGUUUUCUACGAGGGCUUAGCUUUAAAAACAAAGCCGCUUUACUUGAUGUUGAGGAAAGCUCCCUUCUAAAUCCACAACAUGAUUCAAAGCAAGAAAAUCGCUCGGGUCAUGACAAUGCUGUAUUGGCUAAUAUCGUUGCAAGACUCUCGUGGAAAAGAUGUGCAUCACUUCCAGCUAAACCGGUAUCAGAUUUGUCUCCUUCGCCUACCUCUGCUCAGGAGGAGUUAUGUACUGGGAAGCACAUAUCCCGCAAAAGAAAAAUUCCCAGAAGGGUUUCAAGGUCCUUGUCUGUUCCCAUGCGAAAUAUUGUUAUCGUGAGAUCUGGAUCAUUUCCGUCUCCAAAGGAACCUACACAUGCUGAUCAGCCAGAUGGUCAGUCAGUUCCUGUGCAAAUUGAUGACAGUGAUGAAGAGAUUCCUGAAGAAGAGGCUGUGUGUAGAAUCUGUUUAGUUGGGUUGAACGAAGGAGGAAACUGGCUAAGGAUGGAGUGCAGUUGUAAAGGUGAUCUGAGGCUUACACAUGAAGAAUGUGCAGUUAAGUGGUUUAGCAUAAGAGGCAACAAGAAGUGUGAAGUCUGUGGUCAUGAAGUUCUGAAUUUACCAGUUACAUUAUUACGGGUGCAGAGUUCUGCUCAAAGAAAUAGUAGCCAACCACAGCCCAGACAGAAUUCCAGCUCAAUGGUAACCAGAACCUGGCAGGAUCUUGUUGUGCUGAUCUUGAUUAGCACUAUGUGCUAUUUCUUCUUCCUUGAGCAGCUGCUGGUCCGUGAUAUGAGAUACCGUGCACUUGCGGUUGCUGCGCCAUUUUCUUUUACGCUGAGCUUAUUGGGAUCGGUAUUUUCAAUCGUCUUAGCAAGCAGAGAAUAUGUUUGGGCAUAUGCGGCGUUUGAGUUCUCACUUGUCGUCGUAUUCGUCCAUCUGUUCUAUUCUAUGCUUCAACUGAAAGCAGUUUUCGCAAUCCUGUUUGCAUCUUUUGCUGGGUUUGGGAUUGCAAUGGGAAUCAAUUCUUGUUGUCGACAAUUUUUCGCUUGGAGAGCUCAAGUUAUCCAAGCUCGGACGAAUUCUGUCCAAGUUUAGCAGAAAUUUUGUGCAUGCUGUUUCAUUAUGUUUCAUAUUGUAAUGAUUUUAUGUAUAUCCUAUGAGUAACGCUUUGGAGAUGGCUGAAAAUGAAAACAAACAUGAAUUUUAAAAACCAAUCUGAUUCUUGUUCAGGGAUGUGACUUUCUUGUACUUAAUUUUCAGCUUCUUCACCAUUAUUUACUUC
This is a messenger RNA of Asparagus officinalis (garden asparagus), 1591 nucleotides long. RefSeq lists its product as uncharacterized. The coding region runs from base 109 to 1404 and encodes 431 amino acids. The record is from RefSeq and is a predicted model, not a curated record. Gene Ontology annotation, molecular function: zinc ion binding. The transcript has 8 exons. NCBI's taxonomy places the organism in Eukaryota, Viridiplantae, Streptophyta, Magnoliopsida, Asparagales, Asparagaceae.